GUCAAUAGUUGGAAGUCAUCUUUUUUUAUCUUAAUCCUUGACAAUCGGUUUGACCCACCGCAGUUACGGCGUUCUCCGAUCUCACGAUGCGCCUGCUAUUCAGUUACCUAGCAUGCGUGAUAACGAUUGGCACGGUGACCGGAAGUCCUUUAACGUACAUACAUGGACCACAACCGGACCUUCUUGACGAACAAUCGAUUAUCGAGGAAAAUGCCUUGGAUCGCGAGGUCUCACCUCACGAUGUUAUCUAUCACGACGACCGAGAUGCUUCCAGACAUGCCGACAAUAAAGCGGAAUACACGAGGGAGUGGACUUUUAUCUACAAAGGAGGGCCAACGGUGUUCACCGCUCCCGAAAGAUUUAGGUUCGUGACCGAAUGCCAAGCUUCCGGAAGUCCCUCACCCCAGAUCUAUUGGUUGAGAGGUGAAGAUCCUCAGAAGCAGUUAAACGAGCUGAUAGGCAACAGCGUAGCGGAUGUGAAGUCAUCGCCUGGCACGAUCGCGAAAGUAUCUUCAAAAUUGGUAAUCGAUUGCGUCUCGCCAAGCGACGUGGGUAAUAUCUAUUGCGCCUCCGUGUCCGGAAGCAAGACGGCUAUCUCGAGUCCCUUGGUGUUCCGCGUGAUCGAAAACACCACGGGGCGCAACCACAGCGGCUGUGGAGCCGAGAGCCAACCCACUGUCACCAUGUUUGCCCCCACAAUGUUGGCAUUCAUCGGCAGCAGAGUCGUCCUGCCCUGUAGGGCCAGUGGAAGGCCCCGGCCCCAUACUUACUGGCUAGAUAUUAAUGGAAAACUCGUCAAUCCCUCGGAGAAUCCGCGAUUCAAGGCUCUCAGCAGCGGCGAGCUGGUAAUCGACCCUCUACGAUGGGAAGACAUGGGGGGCUACUCGUGUGUAGCAAGGUCUGGCAGAUUGGAAGAUUCGGUUACUACCUUCCUCUAUCCCGUUUUGAACACCAACGAACAUAGCUAAAGGGACCAUCGGCCGGGAUGUGGAGAUGAAAACGAAGAUAUUGGACUAUUCCAAUUGCAGUCCGAAUUAGCCAAGAGUACGAUCGAUCGCCGUAGUCGCGUGGGCCUUUCAGUAGAC
Orussus abietinus is the source of this 1085-nucleotide messenger RNA. RefSeq names its product neural/ectodermal development factor IMP-L2 (gene ImpL2). The transcript has 7 exons. The coding region runs from base 87 to 968 and encodes 293 amino acids. Gene Ontology annotation, cellular component: neuron projection. Lineage: Eukaryota; Metazoa; Arthropoda; Insecta; Hymenoptera; Orussidae. The record is from RefSeq and is a predicted model, not a curated record.